This is a messenger RNA of Sipha flava (yellow sugarcane aphid), 997 nucleotides long. It is a transcript of the gene vih, whose product is annotated as ubiquitin-conjugating enzyme E2 C. NCBI's taxonomy places the organism in Eukaryota, Metazoa, Arthropoda, Insecta, Hemiptera, Aphididae. The record is from RefSeq and is a predicted model, not a curated record. Bases 216 to 752 code for a protein of 178 amino acids. The transcript has 5 exons.
UGUCCAGUAAAAUAUUAAUUUUCAUAAUACACUUAAAUUUUUACUAUUAAUUGUUCCUACUAUUUAUAUUUAUUGCGAAUUUUUAUCAGUCUUUGUGUUCGAUUCUUUUGAACAAAUUUUAGUAACGUUACCCGUUUUUACUUUUUUCUACGCCAUAAAUUUGUUUUUUUUUGUUUCAUUACUUGUAAUUUGUAAGUUCCAAAUUUCAUUAUACGAUGGCACAAAACGUUAAUCCUAGACUCGAAAGUAGUUCGUCGGACUCUCCAAAACGGAGUAAAGAUAUGAACGAUAGAAUAGAAUCAAAUAAAGUUAUUCAGAGAUUACAAAAAGAAUUAAUGAGCUUAAUGAUGUCAUGUGAUGAAUCAGUUUCAGCAUUUCCUGAGGGAGACAAUCUUUUUAAAUGGGUUGCUACAAUUAUUGGACCUAGUGAUACAGUGUAUGAAAACUUAAAAUACAAAUUGAGUAUGGAAUUUCCUCGUGGUUAUCCAUACAAACCACCUACUGUCAUAUUUAUAACUCCUUGCUUUCAUCCUAAUGUUGAUUUUGAGAGCGGUUCCAUAUGUUUAGAUAUUUUAAAAGAAAAAUGGUCUGCCAUGUAUGAUGUAAAAGCAAUACUUAUAUCACUACAAUCUCUUCUUGGAGAACCAAAUAAUGAAAGUCCUUUAAACGUUAAAGCAGCACAAAUGUGGCCAAGACAAGAAGAAUUUAAAGCAACAUUAUUAAGUACAUACAAAGAUUCUGAAUCAAACUAAUUUUUGAAAGUCUGUAGAAUGUAAUAAUUUUAAAAACUAAAUUGUUUUCCUUUCAAUUUAUUCAUUUUUAUUUUAUUUUCUAUUAUGUACUUGUCUCUUAAAAAUCAUAACUGUAAACUAUUUUAAACAGACGUUGGAAAAAUGUUUAUUUUCUGAAUUGUAUUACAUGAUUUAUGUUCUCGUAUUGAUAUUAUACUUUAGUUUUACAUACAAAUAUAUUCAAAACUUUAAUUUUUUUCUGUUCA